UUUCUUCACAUAAAAGCAAAUAUGGGAAAGCUCGCAGCCUUGUUCUUCACUACCAUCUUCCUCUGCUAUGUUAUGUCACAAGCCUCUCGCCCUCAACCCGCUUUCCUCAAGGAUUCCUCCCCAAAAACGCCACAUCUGGGCGUUGAAAGUGAAGCAGAGCAUGAAUUGACGGUGGAAGAGAGGUGUGAAGGCAUCGGAGAAGAAGAAUGCUUGAUCAGAAGAACACUUGCGGCUCACGUUGAUUAUAUUUACACCCAGAAGCAUAAACCUUGAAGCAUCCUUAUAUAGCAACUAUGCAUAGUAUAUAAACUGCAAGAGUCCUCGUGAGAUAUUUUUGGUGAGAUAUUGUAAGAAAAGGAAGUGUUAAUGAUAAGAUUAUGUACCUAAUUUACAGGGUGAGUAGUGAUUCUCCAUGAUGAGCUUUUGUUGUUUGUAAGAGUUUGUCCAGUUUCAUUGAGGUCACGACCCAACGUGCAAAUAUGUUAAUCAAUCUUUGCGAUUGAUCGUAGGCUUUUCGAGCGACUAUAUACGAAGCAAGUUGUUCAUACGCUGUUCAUCUUCUGGGCUGCUAUGUUUCGAAAUCUGUAACUCUAAGGAGAAAGAGUGUGUAUGUGCGUGUAGCGUGUCUUUUGAAGGAUCAUAAUUGUGGAUUUAAUGGUACUUUCUCUUGUUCACCAUGAUUCGCUUGGUGACAAGUAAUGUAAUGGUACAGUGAAUUACUCUGUUUUCAAUAUUCAAUGGUAUGCACAAGCUGAGAUUAAUUUAUACUAGUU
Molecule: messenger RNA, 773 nt
Organism: Neltuma alba
Lineage: Eukaryota; Viridiplantae; Streptophyta; Magnoliopsida; Fabales; Fabaceae
Product: phytosulfokines 3-like
Exons: 2
Coding region: 22-273 (83 amino acids)
Biological process (GO): cell population proliferation
Cellular component (GO): extracellular region
Molecular function (GO): growth factor activity
Source: RefSeq, a predicted model, not a curated record